Messenger RNA from Protobothrops mucrosquamatus (brown spotted pit viper), 1679 nucleotides. It is a transcript of the gene FOXO4, whose product is annotated as forkhead box O4. Gene Ontology annotation, molecular function: DNA-binding transcription factor activity, RNA polymerase II-specific; RNA polymerase II cis-regulatory region sequence-specific DNA binding. The transcript has 2 exons. The record is from RefSeq and is a predicted model, not a curated record. Bases 1 to 1674 code for a protein of 557 amino acids. Gene Ontology annotation, cellular component: nucleus. NCBI's taxonomy places the organism in Eukaryota, Metazoa, Chordata, Lepidosauria, Squamata, Viperidae. Gene Ontology annotation, biological process: regulation of transcription by RNA polymerase II.
AUGGCGGAACCGGCCGGGAGCCCCCAGGCGGCCGAGUCCUCCUCCUCCUCCUCGUCGCUGGCCGCUCUGGACCCGGAGUUCCCCCCGCAGAGCCGCCCGCGCUCCUGCACUUGGCCGCUGCCCCGGCCCGAGCUGGUGGCCGUGGUCGAGCCGGAGCCCGGGGAGGCGGCGGCGGCCAGCCCCGAGGAGCCGGCGGGCGGCGGCGAGGCCCCCGGGGCGGCGGGGGGCGGCGGCGGCGGCGGCGGCGGGGGCGCGCGCAAGGGCGGCGGGGGCGGCGCGGGGUCCGGCGGGGCGCGGCGCAACGCCUGGGGCAGCCAGUCCUACGCCGACCUGAUCAGCCAGGCCAUCCAGAGCGCGCCCGACAAGCGGCUGACCCUGGCGCAGAUCUACGAGUGGAUGGUCCGCUCCGUGCCCUACUUCCGCGACAAGGGCGACAGCAACAGCUCCGCCGGCUGGAAGAACUCCAUCCGGCACAAUCUCUCCCUGCAUAACAAGUUCAUCAAAGUGCACAAUGAAGCGACCGGGAAGAGCUCUUGGUGGAUGCUCAAUCCCGAAGGCGGCAAAAGUGGGAAAGCCCCGCGGAGAAGAGCGGCCUCCAUGGACAACAGCAGCAAGCUGGCCAAACUCCGUGGGAAAACGCACAGGAAGAAGCCGGCCAUGACGGCUGCUCCAGAACCGACGUCCGACAGCCCCGUCUCCCAGUUUCCCAAAUGGCCGGGCAGCCCUUCCUCCAGGAGCAACGAGGACUCGGAGGUGUGGACCAGUAUCCGGCCUCGGACCAGUUCGAAUGCCAGCAGCGUGGGGCUUUCCUCGGUCCUGGCCGAGCAGGAGGACCUUGCUGACGAGGAGCUCCUCCCCACCCUCGUCUACUCCAGCGCGUCCAGCAACGUGCCUCCCACAGUGACGGAGGAGCUGGAGCUCCUCGAUGGCCUGAACCUGAUGUCGGCUAGUUCCUCAUCCUUGCUGGCCACUCAGCAGCCGGUGUCCAGCGGGGCGGCCCAGAGGAACCCCACCUUCCCCUUGCGAGCCCCCAGCUCUGCUGCUCAGGCCUCCGGCUCGUUUGGCAGCUCCCUUUUCAGCCCCAUGGAUCACCUGCUGCCCAGCUCCACCGGCCACUUCUCACAGUCGCUGGAGGAGCUCCUCACAUCCAACUCGCCACCAGCCAGCGAUGUGAUGAUGACCCAGGUGGACCCAAUUCUCCCGCAGAGCGGAAGCAGGAUGAACAGCCAGAGUUUCCUGCUUCUGGGGGACCAGCCCUCCAAGCCCAAGAUGAGCCUGGGAAGUCUGCUCAGAAAACCUUUGGAGCAGCAGCUGGAGUCCAUUGGUGCCACCGGGCUGCCCUCUGCCUUUACCAUGGCGGCCUCUUCUCAGAACCCCAUUGGCCUUUCUGCUUUGAAGACGUCGGGCUCGGCACAGUCUGCCCAGAUGGGCCAGAUGGGCACCCAGCCCUCUCUGUCUGCUACUUUCCCGGCCUUCGAUGGGAAUCAGGAUAAGCUACCCAAUGAUUUGGAUGUGGAUAUGUACAUGGAGGACCUUCAGUGUGAUGUGGAUUACAUCAUCAGCACCGACCUCAUGGAUGGAGAAGGACUGGAUUUCAACUUUGAGCCCAUUCCGUCUACUCCGAGUUACCCGAGCACGUCACAGGCUUCCAAUCACAGUUGGGUCCCCAGCUAACUUCC